Molecule: messenger RNA, 2862 nt
Organism: Chanos chanos (milkfish)
Lineage: Eukaryota; Metazoa; Chordata; Actinopteri; Gonorynchiformes; Chanidae
Gene: kitb
Product: KIT proto-oncogene, receptor tyrosine kinase b
Exons: 21
Coding region: 1-2862 (953 amino acids)
Biological process (GO): B cell differentiation; Fc receptor signaling pathway; positive regulation of cell migration
Cellular component (GO): signaling receptor complex; plasma membrane
Molecular function (GO): transmembrane receptor protein tyrosine kinase activity; cytokine binding; growth factor binding
Source: RefSeq, a predicted model, not a curated record
AUGGGUGCCGCCUGGUUUCUCGUUGUAUUACAACUAAUGUGCGCUUUACCUCCUGGUCAGCCCAAACCAGUCCUCACACCAGACUCCCCUCACCUGGUGAUUCUGAAGGGCGGACAGCUGGAGUUGCGUUGCCGUGACGACGAGGGCGAAGUGCGGUGGCAGCGAGACAAGGGUCGCAGGAUCGAAGGGGCACGAGAGGAAGACGGAGAGGCUGUCAUUAAACUUAGCUCUGCACAGACACAGCACAUGGGCGGAUAUACCUGCCUUAACUCUGCCACAAAACAACAGAAAUCUAUCUAUGUCUACGUGAAAGAACAGGACAGUGCAUUUGUGCGUUCAUUGGUAAAUGGCUUAUUGGCAAGAGAGGGUGAAGACUACACUGUCCCGUGCCUAGUGACCGAUCCAGCUGUCACUCGUCUGAGUCUGCAUACGUGUGACAACAAGCCCCUCCCACUCGGACUCAGCUACAUCCCACACCCUCACCGUGGCAUCGUUAUCCACAACAUAACCAAAGAACAUGACGGUUGUUAUGUCUGCACAGGAGAGAUGGCUGGAGUCCCAGUCAAGUCCAGUCAAUAUUACAUCAGCGUACGGCAAGGCCCAGGAUCAGUACCUGUGAUUAGUUUGAGCAGAGCUGAUAGGGUGAUUCUGACCCAGGGUCAACAAUUUGAACUGACCUGUAGCACAACCAACAUCAACCACGACUUCAGUCUGAAAUGGAGCUUUCCAGAAGGAGUGUUUGCGUUAGAGUCACACUCCUCCCACAUCCUGUCGGGUUCCCAUGGUUACCAACGAUCAACAACCUUAUGGAUAAGCUCAGUGAAAGCAACAGAUUCAGGAAAGUAUCACUGUGAAGCCAAAAAUGCAAAGGGCACGUCUGUAGCAACUGUCCAGCUGGAGGUGUAUGAGCGGGGAUUCAUUAAUCUGGUUAGCAGUGAGAGCAGUGAAGUGAAGGUGCGGGAGGGUGAGAGUUUGACUCUGAGGGCAGAGAUGGAGGCCUAUCCCACACCACAGGCCAUCUACUGGACCUUUCACAAUCAAACCCUCACAAACACGUCAGAGCACGUCAUCACUGUACACAAACAGCAGUACAGGUACAUCAGUGAGCUGAGGCUGGUUCGGGUACAUGGUUCAGAGGGCGGGAUAUACACCUUCUCAGCCAAUCACAACGACGCAUCUGUCAAUCAAUCAUUCCUCCUCUAUGUUAUCUGUAAACCUGUAAUUGUGUCUCAGGAAGGUCCAGUUGAUGGACAGGUUCGUUGUGUUGCCUCAGGAUAUCCUGUCCCCAAAAUCAGCUGGUACUACUGUGAACCUCCACACAUGCGGUGCUCACACCUGGACAAUGCCACACAGGAGGAUGAGGAGUUGGCGAUGGUGACGGUGUCAGGCUCUGGGUUUGGGAGAAGUUUGGUGGAGAGCAGACUCAACAUCAGCAGAGGAAACUACCACACCCUCGAAUGUGUGGCCUCCACUUACGGAGAACAGGCGUAUGCUCUCUUCACAAUCAGAGAACGGACCGUGCCUCACACACUCUUCACGCCUCUGUUGACUGGAGUUGUAUCUGCUGCAGUCUUACUGAGUCUCAUAUUAAUCGUUCUGCUGUAUAAAUACGUACAGAAACCCAAAUAUGAGAUCCACUGGAAAGUGAUUGAGAGUAUCCAUGGCAACAACUACAUAUACAUAGACCCCACCCAGUUGCCUUAUGACCCGAAGUGGGAGUUUCCCCGUGAGAGACUGCGCUUUGGUAAAAUCCUCGGCUCUGGAGCAUUCGGUAAAGUGGUGGCUGCUACAGCGUACAGCCUCUGUUCUCCCAACACAGUGACCACCGUUGCCGUGAAGAUGCUUAAACCAAGCGCUCACUCCACUGAGAAAGAAGCUCUGAUGUCAGAGUUGAAGGUUCUCAGUUACCUUGGCAGUCACAUGAACAUUGUCAACCUGCUGGGUGCCUGUACCGUGGGAGGACCCAUCUUGGUGAUCACGGAGUAUUGUUGUUAUGGCGACCUGCUGAACUUCCUGAGGAGGAAGAGGGACGCAUUUUUCAGCUCCAAAACAGGGGACGGUUACUACAAAAAUCUGCUUAGUCAAACUCAGCCCUCACGAGAUGGCACGGAAAACGGUUACAUGCCGAUGAGAUCUUAUCAGAAGAGGUCCAACCAAACAGAAUGGAGUGAUGAUAAAGAUGAGUUGUCUCUGGAUACAGAGGAUCUGCUUAGCUUUUCAUACCAAGUGGCCAAAGGAAUGGACUUCCUCACCUCCAAGAAUUGUAUUCACAGGGAUUUAGCAGCCCGGAAUAUUCUGCUGACUCAGGGCAGAGUAGCAAAGAUCUGUGAUUUCGGCCUGGCCCGAGACAUCACUAGAGACGCCAACUAUGUCCUGAAGGGCAAUGCCCGUCUCCCUGUGAAAUGGAUGUCCCCAGAGAGUCUGUUUGACUGCGUGUACACGUUUGAGAGCGACGUCUGGUCCUACGGCAUCCUGCUGUGGGAGAUCUUCUCCCUCGGUAAUAGUCCAUAUCCUGGGGUCCCAGUGGAUUCUAACUUCUACAGAAUGAUACAGGACGGAUACAGAAUGAGUGAGCCAGAGUUUGCUCCCAGCGAAAUUUAUGAGGUCAUGAGGUGGUGUUGGAGCGCUGACCCUAUGAAGAGACCAUCCUUUAAAAAACUUGUUGAGCGAACGGAAUUAUUGCUAUCGGAAACAACAAAACACGUUUACCUGAACCUGAGCAACUGUAAUGAGGACAUAGUGCCUCCAGGACAGCAGAGGGCGCCCUCACAGAGACUGAGUUCUGUGGAGAGCACCACAGCCCCAACACAGCCGCUACUGCUGGCCACCACCGAUGUCUUUGUGGAGCAUGAGACUGCCUGA